Molecule: messenger RNA, 8619 nt
Organism: Penicillium arizonense
Lineage: Eukaryota; Fungi; Ascomycota; Eurotiomycetes; Eurotiales; Aspergillaceae
Gene: gtb3
Product: glycosyltransferase family 4 protein
Exons: 3
Coding region: 1-8619 (2872 amino acids)
Molecular function (GO): glycosyltransferase activity
Source: RefSeq, a predicted model, not a curated record
AUGACGGAAAGGGAGCUCCUUCCUGUGCAGGUCCACCCCCUGGGCUGGGGUGCCAUGAAAGGGCAUUGGUGGCAGUUUAUAUUUAUCGGAGUUCUGCUACUAACCGUCACUAUCGGAACGGUAUCUAUUAUAUGGUCCGGAGCGCGAAGACUCAUGAAAUACUACAAGUCGAGACCGCCAUCAGACACUGUUCCCUCAAAUAUCUCGAAACGCCUCGCCCAACUAGCAAACCGUGAGCUCAACCUUGUUGACACACGUGCACGCAGGGGAAAGCCCUUGAGCUUUGGCGUAUAUCUCGGUGGGUUCGAAAACCCACCCACUGCUUCACAAGAACGACUGCUGGAAGAGUGGGAUCUUCUUAUCCUUGAUCCAUUCCAGCCCGGUGUUUCCAAAGCUAUCUCCAGACAUGAACGUAGCCAAGUACUGGGGCGCGUCGAUUUCGCCCGACUCGUUGCCCCGAAGUCCUCAGCCCUGACCGUCAUCGAGACGGUCGAGGAACUACUCGCAAGCAGUUUCAAUGAAACAAAGUUCUCUGGUAUCCUUCUCGCCAACUGGGAGGAUGUUCUCUCCCCCGCUAUUCGCAGAAAGUUGCUCGAGAUAAUUAGCAGUCUCGGUUUGGCAGUCUAUCUCGAGUCAGCACCUCCGCAUUUCUUGGAAGACAGAACGGCUGUUCAAACCGAUGCCGUUGCCGGUUUGGUUAUUCGCAAUGCCAGCGUCAUGCCUGAGGGCGAGAAGCGCGACUACUUCGCCAUGGCCGAGCUUCAAUCAACCAUUAAGGCGUUUGUCUCCGAGUCUUGCAUGAGAGAUUUUAUUGUGAUGGCCUGGGAAACUAUUGACGAUAAUGUGACGGUCACCAACGCGAUCGUUCGCAGAUCUCUUCAAUGGACCAGCUUCUACAGCGCAAUUACCUGGAUCGGUCCCGAAGCUGCUUUGCGAGAUGCGGACUUGAAUAUCACGACUCUCGAGCCUCUUCCAGCCUUCGGAUGGUUGAAAGAAGCCGAGAUUAUGAAGGCUCAUGACACCUGGCGUUCCAACCUGAACAUCCUGCCUUCGCCUGAUAUGAACGAUGGUUGGGAUGCACUCCAGCCCCUUUUCCCUGCUGUUAAUGAGCUGCUUGAUUCCGAAGAAUACAACUCCAAGGCCCCCGAAAGCCCGACUGCUCGACUGCGUGAUCCCCCUGAAUGGGUUGCUCAGGUCAAAUCGCAGGGUAGCCCUCUCUCGAUCUCCAUGUCGGGAAUGGCGUACAAGUCUCUCGGUUGCUUCCCUCUCGGUUCCGACUCAUCACCGAUGGUCUUUGCGGAAAUUGUUCAGUCCCAGCAGCGUCUCAAGUCUCUCAACCUGCUCCAUCCUGUUCCAACGGCAAAGAUCCAGAGCAUCGGACUUCUCCUUCGCCAAUUCCAUGACAGCCUGGACCUCUCCGGGGAUGAAGAUGAGCUCGCCAAUUCCAUCAAGGAACUUGCGAAUUGGGCCUCUAAUGAUCUCCUGCAUGUGAACCUGGCUCUCGAUUCUGGUCUGCGCAAGAGCUCCGAUUUCCGCUUCUGGGCUGUCUAUGAGAUGGAUAAUGAGGGUAUUGAGAUUUACGUAUCCAAGAAUGCCCAGGGUCUUGCUGGAACCAUUCUCCAUACAUAUCUGUCAGCCAAGGGAUUCCCUCGGCAUGUUUGCUUCGAGGCUGAGGCCACCUUCGCGACCUGGUCUAAGGAUGUUUCCGCUGAAACUGGUCUCCCCCGCCGAUUGAUUCAGGAUAUCGAUGUUCUCACUCCCGAAGAACGCCUCCUCAUGUUGCAGCAUCUGUCUUUGACCGAUGUUCACAGCGAGCUGGUCGAGGUCAUCUGCGCUUAUAUCCGCAAACAACUUAUGGAUGCUCCUUCUUUCGCUCUGUUGAAGGCACACAACACCGUUGGUUACCUCGAUCAGUCUGUCUCCCCCGAGGAACUGAUCAGGUCUCGUAUCGAGUGGUACCGAGACCAAGGGUGCAAGCAUCCUUCCGUCAAGGCAUGUCUUUCUCUUUUCAACCAAGUCGACACUGUGCUUGGUCGGGUUCUGAGAGUGCGCCGUGAAGAUGACCUUGCUACUAUCACUAAUGGACUAUGCGCACUUCUCAAGGGUGGCUCUGUUGACGCUUAUAUCGACAUAAUGGCCCUCGCGCUUUUCUGUGCGGCGAGAAAGGGUGCCUUUGACGAAAUUUACCAGGAAGUGACCGAUCGCAACCCCUUGUUUAACAAUCAUUCCGAUCAAGCUGCCGCAUUUGCCGAGUCAUUCGCUCUUGGUUCCCGAUGCGAGGCUUACUUCGAUGUUUCUCCGAGUGUUUUCGGUAGGCUCUUGUCCAAUCGGUUCAGAGCCUACUACAACGAACACCAGCCUCCCAACUGGGCGAACGGUGCUCCGCAGCUUGCUACAUCCUAUGCUGGAGCCCAGAUCGAUGUCAACCCGGAUGAACAGCCCAAGGUUAUGCGUGGCUACCAGCGUUUUACCUUCCUGAGUGUCUUCGCCAUCCCGGCCUUGAUUGAUAUCAUCUUGCUCACCAUGAUCGGUCGCGGUCUUUAUCUCUCUGCUGCCAUGAGCGACGAAGAACAAGACAGCGCAACAUGGGCCUUGAUGAUUUCCUUGCUGCUUUCUGGUGCAAUUGGUACCUGGAUCGCAUGCGGUGGUCCUUACUACCUCAUCUCAAUGGCCUUUGCAGCUGCUAACAUGUUCGUUCUCAUCCGCUUGAUUGCUGGUAUUGCCUUCACUGUCGCUGGCGGUUUGAUUGGAUUCGUCGCCAUCUCAGCCGUCAGAAGCCCUCGUGCUGGUAUAAUCUUCUACCUCUAUCUGAUUGCUCUGACGAUCUACUUCUCGACCUUUGCCUCGCUCGCUAGUUUCAGCUAUCCCGGAUCAAGCUUUUUGUCCGGUCGCAAGGCCAUUAUCUUUUGCAUGCCGAUCCUGUUCGUGUCGCCGAUCAUCACCACCUGGGCCGGCAACGACUCAGCAAUCUAUCUCGCCGUCAUCUACAUCUUCAUCGGUGUGCUCUUGCUCUGCCUGCGUUCGGUUACCUCCAAAUGGGUCACCUGGUACCAAGACAUCCGGCGCACUGACGAUACUGAAAUCCGCAAGUGGUACAUCAGUGCGUAUGGCCACGAUGACGAAAAGGUCUUUGCGAACAUGAGUGACCCGGCUGCCCUCAAGCUGGCAAGAGAGGCCCUGUCAAAGGAUGUCCUUGCCGAGCAAAAGCGUGGCAUGUUCUCCAAGGCAACCAAGGAUAAGCUGGUCUUCGAACUUGCUCGGGAUUGGGAGUCGACCAACUUCCUUCUCGACUGGUACUGUCGUUAUGCCGAUGUCCCGCGCCCAAUCGCGUUCAGUUCUGGUUGGAACAUCCAGACAAAGGUCGCAUUGGACGUUCUUCGCAACUCCCAGAAGGGGCUCCGUCUGCACAAUGCAUUCGUUCACUGGCGCCAAUCGAGCAAGGAGAUCGGAUGUGGUAUUCUCUACUUCGUGAUUGCCCUUCUCGAUAAAUGGAUUCAAAUGCUCAGUGGUGAUCGCAUGCUUGGUUAUGCUGGCGCUGUGUACGACCCGAACGUGGACGAUGCGGCCCUGAGCGAGGCGAACCGGAUGGCUGUUGGCUUCGCUCUUGCCUACUACCUGAUUGGAGCUGUUCUCAUUGAUACCAAGGCUCAGGAACUUCACGACGCCCUUGGCAGCAAGACUCCCACCUCUGUCAAGUCUGCUAAGGAUAUUCGGAUCGCCCAGAAGAAGGAAGUCGAGCUCCGUCGUAAGGUCUACUGGCGGGUUCUGCUCCGUUUCCUCCUGUGGCAUGUAUGGAGUCUGGCUCUAGCAACUGCUCUCAUUUGGUCUUUCCAGUCAUUACGCCAGGGUAUGACCAUCUUCUUCUCCUACGUUCUGGCCUACACUGGUUUGAUCUGGUACCAAUACACCAAGAUCUUCACCGGUCCUCAUGCGCUCAAGCCUCUCAUCACUGGUAUCUGCGUCGGAUUGCCAGUCGGUAUCGCUCUCAGGCUCUGCCUGCCUCACAACCGGUACUCUCAGAUCAUCGGUCUUGGAGCUGCCACUUGGACUGUUGCCUUCCUGUCUAUCUGGAAUGCCAAGAUGGGUAUGCCCAACAAAGUUGACUCUCCGGUCGAGCUUGGGCGGACCUUCCACGCCUUCACAACGCCCUGGUCCGACCCUGAGUGGUCUCAGCAGGAACUCCAAACUUUCUUCGAAAACUACUCUCUGCUUCCAUCUGACUCACGAUUCAAGCUCAACCCUGCUGUUCACCCCGGUGUCGAGAUUAAGAGUGCUAUGACGUCUCGCAGAGAGGAACUCCGCAUUGAAGAGGCCUUUCCCACCUCCAAGGAAAUUGUUAACACUGCGAUCUCCUCGUGGGAAAAGGGCGACAUUGUUAUCGAGCUUGUUCCAAUAGGCUCCCUCGGACCCGGUAUCCGUGCUUUGAGUUGCAGCACUGGUAAUCAGUUGAAGCUGGCCAUCAGUGUUGGAGGUCUUCUGGAUGAGCGCCUUGACAUCAGUACAAACUGCCAGGUCAUCGCCGAGACUCUACUACACGCUGUCACUGAGCUCAUGAUGGGUGUUCCCCACGAAUACGCAUCAUUGGCAGGAUCAAUUGUCUCCGGUGGAGUCACACACACCAUGGCCCGACAGCUUCGUGAGGAGGCCAAUACCUCCACCGUCGUUCGUUGGGCCAAGAAGGAGCUUCUCCGACAGCUCUGCCUUGGUUUCGAAGCUGAUAUUCACUGGGACAAGCUGCCUACCGAAGUUCGUGAUGUACUACUGAAGCGUUGCUUAGGACAACAAUGCAGUCUCUCUAACAGCCAGCGACAAUGGCUUCAGGAAAGCCUGUGCACCUUUGACACCAAGGAUCUUGACAUCCACGUUGCUCGUUGCAACCUUGGAGCAGCCACCGCGAUCAGUGUUCUCGACUAUGCUCACUGGGGAACCGGAGAAGCCGCUCUUCCCAAGGAAUCCGAGACUUCUGAGUACAUUUCUUAUGUGCCUCGUAAGCUCCCGCUUGUGUUGUCACUGUUCAGAACACCCUUGAGCUACAUCUACCAUAAGCUGGGCACAACGGUCAAGUUCUUUGUCGUGGCUUUGAUCGCAGACCCGGAAUUCCAGAGAGAGUUCAACCACGUCACUCAGCCCCUUCCUACCGUUGUCCGUGUCCCUACUGUCUUCUUGUUUAACUUGUUUUGGGUUUACUCCAAAGUUGUUCAAGACUUAGGCUUGUCAUUCUUCCUAUUCUACGGUCGCCAGAACGUCAAGCGUCUGUGGGAAGAGACCAAGGGCAUGACUAUCCACAUCAAGAAGAGCAGAGUCAUUGUUCAAAGUCUGGACGGCACUUUCACGGCAUUCCGGCAUCAUGAGAUUGACGGUGGCUUCAAAAUCUACCACUAUGCAGGCGACCACAAGACCGAGCCUAAGGAGGUUAAGGCACUGAAAUAUGUCAGCACCUACUCCGGUGAGAUGUUGCUUCUUGUCAAGCAGGAGUUCAAGGAUGGCAAGGUCACCAACGAAUACCACUACGACUACCAAUCCCCGACUAAGAAGGGCUUCAAGCUUGGCAAGUCUUCGGCUCGCAUUCCGUUGGGCCGUCGCUGCGUUUCCGGUGCCAAUCACCUGCAAAGUGUCCAGUACAACCGAAAGGGUCUCAUCGAAUCUGGCUCAUACAUGAAGGAUGGUAACUUGAUCCGUUUCAAGUACCACUAUCGCAAGAACCCCCGUUUCGGUGAUGAGCUGCUCCGCGCUGAGUUCGUCUUGUCUCACAUCAGCUGCACAGUGUCUUGGUGUGCGCCUCCCCGCCGUCAUCCCGAGAAGGUUGAGCGCUGGAUUCCUCAUUCUAAGGUUACAGAGGCCAGCUUUGUUCAGGGCGCCGAUGUCUAUGAGAGCCGCUGGCUGUAUGACCACAAGUUCCAUCCCACGAUCUUCACAACUAUCAACGGUCAGAAGGUUCAGACCCCUCCCAUGAUCGAGCAUGAUUACCUGGGUGUCCUGGCCAAGCCGAAGUAUACCAGCUUUGUGCAUGACAACCCCCUCUUCUACUGCGACAGUCUCCAGUCAAACCUGUUCACCCGCACACUUGGAUUGACCAAGAAGCGCUUCGUGGUCUCAACUUCUCGUGCUCGCUCUCUUAUGUGGAAGGCCUGGAAGGACCGUGUUGACUUCGACGCCAUUAUUGUCCGCUGGAUGGAUGACCGUAUUCUACGCAGAGACCGAGUCCUUGCUCCAUACUGGCGCAGUCGUGACUGGGGUAACCUUGGAUCUGCAAAGAAGUACAUGGAUCUCCGUGCCGACGCCAUCAUGGCUAGUGCCGAUCUGGACGACAACAUCUCCAGCUGGACUCCACUCGCUGUGAAGAUCACCGAUUUGCUCAACUUCGGCCCUGGAGGUGACGCUGUUGUCAACACUCGCUCUAAAAAUUUCGGAACUGAUACUGACAAGACCCUGCACGUCAUGGCCGCUGACAAUGGUACCUGGCCCAAUGAAGGUGGUGGUGUCUCUGCCUGUCGACGAGACAUGAUCAACUCCCUGCGAACCAUCAAGUGGCACAUGAUUUGCGAGUCUGCGAACGACUUUGGUGUUCCCAAGCACCAGACCGAGCAGAACAUCCAGUCUCUCAAGCUGAUCCCUCUCUGGGGUAUGGAUUUCCUAACGCCAACUCACGGUUUGUUCCAUAACAAGCUGGAUGCUGAGGUCGACAAUGUGACUUCCGCCAGCGAGUUUGAUAUCAAGAUGAACUUUAUUCCGAUCCUGACAGCCUUGGUUAAGGGUGCGCGCGCAAUCAACCUCACGAAGGCCGACAUUCACCAGGCAACUCGUGCUUUGGUGAACCUCAACACAUACUUCCAGGAAUCCCGUCAUUGGACCCAAGUGUGGAACAGUGAAACGGUGAAGCAGAGCUGGCGUGAACUGUGGCUUACUCAGGAGAUGUCGAAUGCCAUGCCAUCGUCGGAGUGGUUCGACACUGAACUUCCUACGCUGGCCGCUCUCGAUGUCGCCCUGGAGCUCUGGUACCGCUAUCUCUUCAUUUUCUCGAUCCCUGUUCCUGAGAAGAUUCCUUCAACCUUCCAAGCCUCGCACCACAGUGUCAGCGCCUCAUAUGGCGUUGUCUGUAAGAUCAAGCGCAAGUGUACUCUGCAGAUUUGGGAUCACGCUAUCAGUUGGCGUGAAACCAACCUGUGUCUGUCAUCUGCACUCUGCAAGCUCUCGCCAUUUGUUCGUAACUCGCUGCUUGGAUUGAUGCGCAUUACCUCCGUCCUGACUCUCCACCACGCCGAUAUCAUCCUUCCCUGUGCGGACUUCUUCAAUCCCGGCUGGGAGGUCGAGAUUGGUACAUGCCAGGGAACAAUUGAACAUCGCAACGUCUUCCGUCGCAAGAUUGAUCCCGUUGUCAACGGUAUCACUGACAUGCAGAAGUUCGCCCCGGUCAAGGAAAUCAAGUCUGAGCGCCCGACUGUCACCAUGUUGUCUCACGUCUGGUAUGCCAAGGAUAUCAAGAUCGCCCUUCUCGCUGCCGAUAUCAUCAUCAACCAGUGGAAGUUCGACGAUUACCACCUGGACAUCUAUGGUGCCAUCGACAAAGCCCCAACAUACUCCACUGAAUGUCAAGAGAUCAUCGCCUCCAAGGGUCUCCGCGGUAAGGUCACACUGCGCGGAACUGCCGACCCCAUGAAGGUCCUGGAGAACACCUGGCUCUUCCUCAACUCGUCUCUGUCCGAGGGUCUCCCUCUCGCUCUAGGCGAAGCCGCUCUCACUGGUGCUCCCGUAGUCUGCACAGACGUCGGUGCCUCCCUCCGAGUUCUCAGUGACCCAGAUGACUUCUCCCGGUUCAGUGCCGUGGUCGCACCCAAUGACGCCCUCAACCUUGCAAAGGCCCAGAUCGGCAUGCUCGCCAUGCUCGGCGAAUGGAGCAAAUACAGUGACGACACCGAGCCCGCACCAGUCCUGACCAACUCCCCCACCGCAGAGGACGUGGCAGCCAUCACCCGCCGCAUGUACACAAAGAGCGAGCACCGCCGUAAGCUCGGCAUGAUGACCCGCAAGAUCGUCCAGAAGUCCUUCAGUGGUGACCGAUACCUCCGUGAACACGAGCAGAUGCUCUGGAUUGGCAAGUCCGCCAAGAUGAUGGCCAGCCGCGCUGCAGGUGAUCCCAUCGAGCCCGCCGACGUGGCAGCCGCCAUUGAAAACGGCGUCGAUGAGGAGAUCAUCACUAUUCCCCGUGGUGCUGUGUCUGGUGUCUCCACCCUCUACAGCUCUGUCUCUCACGUUCCUGGUCGUGGUGGCUACCACCGUCCUAUGUCUGAUAUCUCAACCAUGAGUAUGAGCAACGUCUCCACCGAUGCCGAGUCCUUCGCUCGUCUGCCCGUCUUCGCUCCUAGACAAUCUAUGAUGUCUACUGGUGGCUCCCCUGGCAACAGAUCUCCCAUGUGGACUUCCAACCACCGCCUCUCUGUCCUGGGCAGCCGCGCCCACUCUCCUCGCCCUCAGUCCCAUAGCCGCUCUAUCUCCACUGCGGGUCGCGAACAGAUUCGCGGCCUGCACCGUGAGGAUUUCGCCCCAUACCGCAACUCUGAUGUCAGCGUCGUCAUGAGAGAUGAGUUCAUUCGCUCUGGCGGCCUGCUUCCCAGUGGUUAA